CAGGGAAAAUGGCGCUGGCCAUGCUGGUCUUGGUGGUUUCGCCGUGGCCUGCGGCCCGGGGAGUGCUUCGAAACUACUGGGAGCGACUGCUGCGGAAGCUUCCGCAGAGCCGGCUGGGCUUUCCCAGUCCUCCGUGGGGACCAGCAUUAGCAGUACAGGGCCCAGCCAUGUUUACAGAGCCAGCAAAUGAUACCAGUGGAAGUAAAGAGAAUUCCAGCCUUUUGGACAGUAUCUUUUGGAUGGCAGCUCCCAAAAAUAGACGCACCAUUGAAGUUAACCGGUGUAGGAGAAGAAAUCCACAGAAGCUUAUUAAAGUUAAGAACAACAUAGACGUUUGUCCUGAAUGUGGUCACCUGAAACAGAAACAUGUCCUUUGUGCCUACUGCUAUGAAAAGGUGUGCAAGGAGACUGCAGAAAUCAGACGACAGAUAGGGAAGCAAGAAGGGGGCCCUUUUAAGGCUCCCACCAUAGAGACUGUGGUGCUGUACACGGGAGAGACACCGUCUGAACAAGAUCAGGGCAAGAGGAUCAUUGAACGAGACAGAAAGCGACCAUCCUGGUUCACCCAGAAUUGACACCAAAGAUGUUAAAAGGAUAACUUCACAGUAAAUCAUUUCUCCUGAAAUAGAGGAAGAUUCUUUAUGUUGUUGUGCUUGUUUUUAAAUCAUCAAUAUAGUUUAACACAUUCUUUCUAAGUAGUUUUGUGUGGGAUAAUUUGAAGAAUAUAUUAUGAGUAAACUCCGAAAAUUUUGUUUAUCCAAAGGCUCAAUGGAUUACGUUUCUAUUAUAUACAAGGUUUUAAGUAAACAUAAAAUUUCCAGAACAAAAAUAAAAAAUUUAAAAUUCAUAGCAAAAA
Messenger RNA from Gorilla gorilla gorilla (western lowland gorilla), 856 nucleotides. It is a transcript of the gene MRPL32, whose product is annotated as mitochondrial ribosomal protein L32. Gene Ontology annotation, biological process: translation. Gene Ontology annotation, molecular function: structural constituent of ribosome. The record is from RefSeq and is a predicted model, not a curated record. The transcript is spliced from 3 exons. NCBI's taxonomy places the organism in Eukaryota, Metazoa, Chordata, Mammalia, Primates, Hominidae. Gene Ontology annotation, cellular component: mitochondrial large ribosomal subunit. The coding region runs from base 9 to 575 and encodes 188 amino acids.